AUGUUCAUUCGAUGGCCUGACCAAGCUGAGCAGGAUAGGACGAAAGCGGCGUUCAGGGAUGUGGCUGGAUUUCCUUGUGUCAUCGGACUCAUUGAUGGAACCCAUGUAAGAGUGAUGAAACCAAGUAAUGAGCAGGAGAGGGGAUUUAUUAACCGUAAGGGUUUUCCAUCAAUCAAUGUGAUGGCAGUUUGUGAUGAAAAGGGAAGUUUAUGUCCAUCAAUGCCAUCUGGCCAGGGUCUGCUCAUGACAGCUCUGUAUGCAUAUGCCAGAUAUCUUUUGACGCCAUUCAGGACAGCGGACACAGAUAGAAAAGCUGCCUAUAACAGAGCACACUGCCGAACUUGUGUCAUUGUGGAAUCCACAUUCGGGAGAUGGAAAAAGCGCUUCGGCAUACUACAUGGCGAGGUACGACUAGUCACUGAAAAGGCACCAACGAUUAUCAUGGCAUGCGCUGUUCUGCACAACAUCGCGAUUAUUCUUGGGGAACCUGAGGUAGAUGGAGAUGGAGUUGGGCUGGAUGGAAAUGUUGGACAACAGUUCAUCGGACGAGAGACUGGCUUUCACACCAGAGAAUACAUUGUGCAACAAUACUUUCAAAUGUUGGAAAUAUGA
Mya arenaria is the source of this 612-nucleotide messenger RNA. RefSeq names its product putative nuclease HARBI1. Lineage: Eukaryota; Metazoa; Mollusca; Bivalvia; Myida; Myidae. The transcript has 4 exons. Bases 1 to 612 code for a protein of 203 amino acids. The record is from RefSeq and is a predicted model, not a curated record.